CGCUGUGCGGUUUCCCCGUCUAGAGACUUGCGAUGGGCAAGCCCGAGAGCCCAGUGGGGAUGGUGGAGAUCGCCGGCCGCUCGGGGCAGAAGCACCGAGGCUUCCUGGAGGCGGGGCUGCUGCUGCUGCUGCUCCUGGUGACCGGCGCCCUGGUCACCCUGGGCCUCCUCUACGCCGACAGCAGAGGGAAGCGGCUGCCACUCUUUUCUAGCCGGCUUUGCUUCUCCAAGGAAGAGAAGAACACUGUAAAACGAGCACCCCGAGAGAUCAAAACCUCCAAGGACAAGGUCGAGACCUGCACCACCCCUGGCUGCGUGAUGGCAGCUGCCAGGAUCCUCCAGAACAUGGACCCGUCCAUGGAGCCGUGUGACGACUUCUACCAGUACGCAUGCGGGGGCUGGCUGCGGCGCCACGUGAUCCCUGAGACCAACUCGCGCUACAGCGUCUUUGACAUCCUUCGGGACGAGCUGGAGAUCAUCCUCAAAGCGGUGCUGGAGAACUCCACCACCAAAGACCGGCCAGCUGUGCAGAAGGCCAAGGUGCUCUACCGCUCCUGCAUGAAUGAAAGUGAGAUAGAGAAGCGAGACUCACAGCCCCUGCUGAAUAUCCUGGAGGUGGUGGGAGGCUGGCCAGUGGCCAUGGACAAGUGGAACAAGAGCGUAGGCCCCCAGUGGGAGCUGGAACAGCAGCUGGCCGUGAUGAACGCACAGUUCAACCGGCGGGUGCUCAUCGACCUCUUCAUCUGGAACGACGACCAGAACUCCAGCCGGCACAUCAUCUACAUAGACCAACCCACCCUGGGCAUGCCAUCCCGAGAGUACUACUUCAAGGAGGGCAACAACCAGAAGGUACGGGAAGCCUACCUGCAGUUCAUGGUGUCAGUGGCCACGAUGCUGCGGGAGGACCUGAACCUCCCCGAGAAUAGCGGCCUGGUUCAGGAAGACAUGGCCCAGGUGCUGGAGCUGGAGACGCAGCUGGCCAACGCCACGGUACCCCAGGAGGAGCGCCACGACGUCACCGCCCUGUACCACAGGAUGGACCUGGAGCAGCUCCAGAACAGCUUCGGUCUGAAGGGAUUUAACUGGACUCUCUUCAUACAAUCCGUGCUAUCCUCUGUCAAAAUCGAUCUGCUGCCUAACGAAGAAGUGGUGGUCUAUGGCAUCCCCUACCUCCAGAAUCUUGAAGGCAUCAUCGAUGUCUACUCACCCAGGACCAUGCAGAACUACCUGAUUUGGCGCCUGGUGCUGGACCGCAUCAGCAGCCUGAGCCAGCGGUUUAAGGAAGCGCGUGCAAGCUACCGCAAGGCACUCUAUGGCACGACGGUGGAGGAGGUUCGCUGGCGGGAGUGCGUCAGCUAUGUCAACAGCAACAUGGAGAGCGCCGUGGGCUCACUCUAUGUCAAGGAGGCCUUCCCCGGUGACAGCAAGCAUGUGGUCAAAGAGCUCAUUGACAAGGUGCGGGCAGUGUUCGUGGACACUCUGGAUGAGCUGAGCUGGAUGGAUGAGUCAUCCAAGAAGAAGGCCCAGGAGAAGGCCAUGAACAUCCGGGAGCAGAUCGGUUACCCUGACUACAUCCUGGAGGAGGGGAACAAACAUCUGGAUGAGGAGUAUUCCAACCUGAACUUCUCAGAGCACCUGUACUUUGAGAAUGGACUGCAGAAUUUGAAGGCUGGCGCCCAGCGGAGCCUCAAGAAGCUUAGGGAGAAGGUGGACCAGAACCUCUGGAUCAUCGGGGCUGCCGUGGUGAACGCCUUCUACUCUCCAAACCGAAACCAGAUUGUGUUCCCCGCCGGGAUCCUCCAGCCCCCUUUUUUCAGCAAGGAGCAGCCUCAAGCCUUGAACUUCGGGGGCAUCGGGAUGGUGAUCGGGCACGAAAUCACCCACGGCUUUGACGACAAUGGCCGGAACUUUGACAAGAACGGGAACAUGCUGGACUGGUGGAGCAACUUCUCCGCCCAGCACUUCAGGGAGCAGUCAGAGUGCAUGGUCUACCAGUAUGGCAACUACUCCUGGGACCUGGCUGAUGACCAGAACGUGAAUGGCUUCAGCACACUCGGGGAAAACAUCGCCGACAAUGGAGGGGUGCGGCAGGCAUACAAGGCUUACCUGAAGUGGGUGGCAGAAGGCGGCAAGGACCAGCAGCUGCCAGGCCUGGAACUGACCUACCAGCAACUAUUCUUCAUCAACUAUGCACAGGUGUGGUGCGGAUCCUACCGGCCAGAGUUCGCCAUCCAGUCCAUCAAGACUGACGUCCACAGUCCCCUGAAGUACAGGGUGCUGGGCUCGCUGCAGAACCUGGGCGCCUUCGCAGACGCGUUCCACUGCGCGAAUGGCUCCCCCAUGCACCCAAAGGUGCGAUGCCGCGUCUGGUAGCCAAGGCCGAGCCGCGCUGCGCGGCCCACGCCCACCCGCCGCCCCGAGGCGUCCCAUCCGCGCGGAGACAGUGCCGCCGGCGGGGACCCCGCAGCCAGCAGCCGACCCACCCGCGCCGAGCCCAGCCUCCGCACCGGGCCUGGACAGCAGCUGGCGCCUCAGAUAACCGGAGGUGAGCGCCUCCCUGCCCAGAGCCGCCUCUGCGCCCGCCCGCGAGGGUCUACGCCGCCCACCGCAGCCCUGUAGACGCGGUUAUCCGUCUUCCGCCCGCUCUCCAAAGCGCGUCCUCCUCAGAUGUCCACGAGCUUGGACUUCA
This is a messenger RNA of Capra hircus (goat), 2688 nucleotides long. RefSeq names its product membrane metalloendopeptidase like 1 (gene MMEL1). Gene Ontology annotation, biological process: protein processing. The transcript has 23 exons. Bases 33 to 2372 code for a protein of 779 amino acids. Gene Ontology annotation, molecular function: metalloendopeptidase activity. NCBI's taxonomy places the organism in Eukaryota, Metazoa, Chordata, Mammalia, Artiodactyla, Bovidae. The record is from RefSeq and is a predicted model, not a curated record. Gene Ontology annotation, cellular component: plasma membrane.